AUGGCCCUGGCCCUUGCCGAGGCCGGCGCCGACCUCAUCCUGGUGCAGCGGGACGCCGCCAACACCGCCGCCCGCGACAGCAUCGCCCGCGCCACCGGCCGCGACGUCACCAUCCACGCCGCCGACCUGGCCGACCGCGUCGCCGUGCACAACCUCAUACCCGCCCUCGCCGCCGCCGGCCGCCGCCUGCACAUCCUGCUCAACUGCGCCGGCAUCCAGCGCCGCCACCCCGCCCACGUCUUCCCGGACCAUGACUGGGACGAGGUCCUGCAGAUCAACCUGACCUCCGUCUUCACCCUGUGCCGCGCCUUUGGCGCCUACCUGCUCGCCGCCGGGGACAACGACGGCAACACUAGCUGCAGCUCCGACCCACCGGUCCCGCUCCCGCUCCCGCGCCCGCCGCGGCGCCGCGGCGCCAUCAUCAACGUCGCGUCGCUGCUAUCCUUCCAGGGCGGCGUGACGGUGCCGGCGUACGCGGCGGCCAAGGGCGGCGUGGCGCAGCUGACCAAGGCGCUGGCCAACGAGUGGGCGGCGCACGGCAUCGCGGUCAACGCCAUCGCGCCGGGCUACGUCGACACCGACAUGAACGCCGCGCUGCUGCAGGACCCCGCGCGCCGCGCCGCCAUCACCGCGCGCAUCCCGCUGGGCCGCUGGGCCGCGCCCGACGACUUCAAGGGCGUCGUCGUGUUCCUGGCCAGCGAGGCCAGCGCCUAUGUCUCGGGCGAGCUGGUCUGCGUCGACGGCGGCUGGAUGGGGAGGUAG
Ophidiomyces ophidiicola is the source of this 762-nucleotide messenger RNA. RefSeq lists its product as uncharacterized. Lineage: Eukaryota; Fungi; Ascomycota; Eurotiomycetes; Onygenales; Onygenaceae. The coding region runs from base 1 to 762 and encodes 253 amino acids. The transcript is spliced from 3 exons. The record is from RefSeq and is a predicted model, not a curated record. Gene Ontology annotation, molecular function: oxidoreductase activity, acting on the CH-OH group of donors, NAD or NADP as acceptor.